This is a messenger RNA of Perognathus longimembris pacificus (Pacific pocket mouse), 951 nucleotides long. Its product is annotated as olfactory receptor 10A7. Gene Ontology annotation, biological process: G protein-coupled receptor signaling pathway. The coding region runs from base 1 to 951 and encodes 316 amino acids. Gene Ontology annotation, molecular function: olfactory receptor activity; G protein-coupled receptor activity. Gene Ontology annotation, cellular component: membrane. NCBI's taxonomy places the organism in Eukaryota, Metazoa, Chordata, Mammalia, Rodentia, Heteromyidae. The record is from RefSeq and is a predicted model, not a curated record. The transcript has a single exon.
AUGAUUUGUGAAAACCACACCAGAGUCACUGAAUUUAUUCUCCUUGGUUUUUCAAACAACCCUGAACUACAAAUUUCACUCUUCAUUUUAUUCCUGGCUAUCUAUACAAUGACUUUGUUGGGGAACUUCCUUAUUGUCAUAGUUACUAGUGUGGAUCCUUUUCUUCAAACACCCAUGUAUUUCUUUCUUCGAAAUCUAUCACUUCUUGAAGUUUGUUUCACCUUGGUGAUGGUGCCAAAGAUGCUGGUAGAUCUAGUAUCAUCAAGAAAAGUCAUCUCUUUUGUGGGCUGUGGUACCCAGAUGUACUUCUUCUUCUUCUUCGGCAGCUCUGAAUGCUUUCUUCUCUCUAUGAUGGCUUAUGACCGCUUUGUGGCAAUCUGCAACCCUCUCCGCUAUCCAAUCAUAAUGAACAGGUCCCUCUGCUUGUGGAUGGCCAUUGGCUCUUGGAUGUCUGGAGUACCUGUGUCUAUGCUGCAGACAGCAUGGAUGAUGGCCCUUCCUUUCUGUGGUCCAAAUGCUAUAGACCAUUUUUUCUGUGAUGGUCCUCCUGUCUUGAAAUUGGUCACUGAGGAUACCACAAUGUAUGAGUUGCAAGCACUUGCAUCUACACUGCUGUUUAUCAUGUUUCCCUUUUCCCUUAUUUUGGUUUCCUAUACCCGGAUCAUAGUGACCAUUCUAAGGAUGCCCUCUGCCACUGGUCGCCAAAAGGCAUUUUCUACUUGUUCUUCCCACCUCAUCGUGGUAUCUCUCUUCUAUGGGACAGCCAGCCUGACCUAUUUACGACCCAAAUCCAACCAGUCUUCUGAAAGCAAGAAGCUAGUGUCUCUGUCCUAUACUGUCAUCACACCUAUGUUAAACCCUGUUAUCUACAGCCUGAGGAACAAUGACAUGAAAGGAGCAGUCAAGAGGACCAUCGCUAGGAAUUUCCUGCAGAAGUUGGAUGGGUUUUAA